CUUGUGAAUUCAUUUUCACCCUUUAAUUUUUGCAAUCCCCCAACAGGCCAACCUGGUGUUUUUGGUGGGUCUCCUGAGCUGAGUUUCUCAGAUCAAUGGCAGCCAUACUAGAAUCUUUGCUUGGAUCAUGUGUCAAUAAGUUGCAAAAUAUUAUUAGUGAUGAGGCCAUACUGAUUCUAGGGGUGGAAGAAGAGCUUGUAGAAGUGUUGCGACGGGUAGAACUAAUACGUUGUUGUAUAUAUGAUGCUGAGAAAAGGAGAACAAAAGAGCUUGCAGUGAACAAUUGGCUUGGUCAACUGAGAGAUGUUAUAUAUGAUGUAGAUGAAAUCUUGGACGUGGCUAGAUGCAAAGGAAGCAAGCUACUGCCUGACCAUCCAUCAUCAUCAAGCAAAUCAGCUUCCUACAAAGGCCUUUCAGUUUCCUCUUGCUUUUGUAACAUCGGGUCACGCCACGAUGUGGCUGUUCGGAUUAGAAGUCUGAACAAAAGGAUAGACAACAUCUCAAAAGAUACAACAUUUUUAACAUUCAGCAGUAGUACACAACCUACUGGAAAUGGUCCAACAUCCAAAUUGAUAAGAAGUUCCAACCUUGUUGAGCCCAACCUUGUGGGAAAGGAGAUCAUACAUUCUAGCAAGAAGUUGGUAGGCUUAGCACUUGCUCACAAGGAAAAUAAGUCUUAUAAGCUUGCUAUUGUUGGGACAGGAGGAGUUGGUAAGACAACACUAGCUCAGAAAAUAUUCAAUGACCAAAAAAUAAAAGGAAGCUUCAAGCUACAUGCAUGGAUUUGUGUUUCACGUGACUACAAUGAAGUAACUAUUCUAAAAGAGGUUCUUCGAAAUAUUGGUGUGCAUCAUGAGCAAGGAGAAACCAUAGCAGAACUGCAGAGAAAGCUUGCAGAAACAAUUGAAGGGAAGAGUUUCUUUCUGGUUUUAGAUGAUGUGUGGCAUCCUAAUGUUUGGACGGAUUUAUUAAGACCCCCAUUCCAUACAACAAUUUCCGGAGUAAUAUUGAUAACCACACGAGAUGAUCAAAUUGCAGUGAGAAUAGGCAUACAACAUACCCAUCAAGUUGAUCUCAUGUCAGUAGAGGUGGGGUGGGAGCUACUUUGGAAGAGCAUGAACAUUGUCGAGGAGAAAGAAGUGCAUAAUUUGAAGACAACGGGGAUGGAGAUUGUUCGUAAAUGUGGUCGCCUCCCUCUUUCAAUUAAGGUUACUUCUAGUGCUUUGGCAAGCAGAGAUCUAACUGAGAAUGAAUGGAGAAAGUUUUUAGGUAAAUACUCUGGCCCUCAUGGGAUGCUCUCUGAUGACAUAGAAGGCGUCCUAUACGUAAGCUAUGAUGAAUUACCGCAUCGUCUGAAACAAUGUUUCCUUUAUUGUGCUUUGUAUACUGAAGAUUCUAUCAUGUACCGUGGUGUAAUUACGAAGUUAUGGAUUGCUGAAGGCUUCAUUGAGGAGCAACAAGGCCAGCUACUAGAAGACAUAGCGGAAGGGUACUACUAUGAGCUAAUCCAUCGGAAUCUCCUCCAACCAGAUAACACAAUUUUUAACCAAUCUCAAUGCAGAAUGCAUGACCUCUUAAGACAGCUUGCUUGCAAAUUAUCACGGGAGGAAUGUUUUAUUGGAGACGUUGAAACAUUACGGGGUGAGAAUAUCUUAAAAUUGCGACGUCUUUCUGUUGUCAGUAAGAAGGAUAAAUUAGUGUUACCUAGCAUGGAUAACAUGGCAGUUAAGGUGAGGACAUUCCUUGCUUUUUAUGGUCCAUGGAGAAUUGAGGAUACAUUGUUCAAGAGAUUUCUACUUCUUCGUGUUUUAGCCUUGAAUUACUCAAUUGUGCAAAACAUUCCAGAUUAUAUAGGAAAACUGAUCCAUCUACGUCUGCUUGAUCUUGGUCAUACUGGCAUAUCUCAUCUUCCAGAAUCCAUUGGAUCCCUAAAGAAUCUUCAAGUAUUGAGCUUGAUAAAUUGUGAUGCUCUGCACAUUCUCCCGUUGGCGAUAACCCAAUUAUGCAAUCUACGAUGUCUUCGUCUUACUGGCACAAAAGUAAAUCAGGUCCCAAAAGGGAUAGGAAAUUUGAAUUUGCUCACUGAAUUACGAGGAUUUCUAGUCGGCGACAGAAGUGAUAAUUCUGAUGUACAAGAUGGGUGGAAGUUGGAAGAGUUGUCUUCUUUGCCGCACAUGAUGUAUCUCAAUCUUGUUAAAUUGGAAAGAACGGCUCAUUGCCGUAUAAAUUUAGUGUUGGCGGACAAAAAGCAUCUAAAAGAACUGGUACUAGAGUGGACCGCACAUGGAGAGGGACCAUAUUCAGAAGAUGUUAGCAAUGCUGAGAAGGUCUUUGAGCUGUUAGUACCUCCACGAAACCUGGAAACCCUUUAUAUAUUUGGAUUCUGUGGUAAGAGGUAUCCCACGUGGUUUGGUACCAUAUGUUUGUCUUCACUAACACACUUGUUCCUAAAAAAUCUACGAUCAUGUGUGGAUCUUCCACCUGUCGGCCAGCUACCAAACUUGAAAUUUCUAAGAAUUGAUGGAGCACAGGCAGUUACCAAGGUUGGACCUGAAUUUGUUGGCUACAGGAUGAGUGAACCGAUAUGCAAUGUGUUUGUUGCCUUCCCUAAACUUGAAUGGUUCUUCAUUAAGGAUAUGCCCAACUGGGAGGAGUGGUCUUUUUUGAAGGAAGUGGGAAAUGUUGUUGAUGAAGGAGAGGAUGGUGAUGGUGAGAUUUGUAAUGGUGAUGCGCAAUCUACACGAUUGCAACUACUACCUUGUUUGGUGAAGUUGAAAGUCGAAGGUUGCCCCAAGCUGAGUGUUCUCCCACGACAGCUUGGAGAUGACACCACCAGCCUGAAGGAGCUCUUGUUAAUUGGAGCGAACAACUUGAAGGCUGUGGAGGACCUCUCAAUACUCGAGCUCCUUGUCAUUGAGGAUUGUGAAGGCCUCGAGAAGGUCUCCAACCUCCCUCAAGUGUUAAAAUUGCAAGUACGUGGUUGUUCAAACUUAAGCCAUGUAGAGGGGUUGGGCAAUUUGCAGCAGCUGGGGUUGGGCGAGGAUAUGCAGGAGAUAUCUUCCCGUUGGGUGCGUGAACUUCAGAACCAGCACCAGCGACUUCAUGGUGAAGACCUGGAUGUCUACACACUGUCUACCUGUUAGAUGGCAAUGAAAGC
Molecule: messenger RNA, 3157 nt
Organism: Hordeum vulgare subsp. vulgare (domesticated barley)
Lineage: Eukaryota; Viridiplantae; Streptophyta; Magnoliopsida; Poales; Poaceae
Product: putative disease resistance protein RGA4
Exons: 1
Coding region: 96-3143 (1015 amino acids)
Biological process (GO): defense response to other organism
Molecular function (GO): ADP binding
Source: RefSeq, a predicted model, not a curated record